AUGGCGAAUGAUGAAUAUGAUUUCCUUUUCAAGGUGGUUCUGAUCGGAGAUUCGGGGGUUGGAAAAUCCAAUCUAUUGAGUCGUUUCACCCGCAACGAGUUCAACCUAGACUCCAAGUCCACUAUCGGUGUUGAGUUCGCAACCCGGUCGAUCCAGGUAGAUGCGAAGACAAUCAAAGCACAGAUCUGGGACACAGCUGGGCAGGAGAGAUACCGUGCCAUCACAUCUGCGUACUACCGAGGCGCCGUUGGAGCUCUGCUCGUCUACGACAUUAGCAAGCACCAGACGUACGAGAAUGUAACAAGAUGGCUCAAGGAGUUGAGGGACCACGCAGACUCCAACAUUGUUAUUAUGCUGGUAGGAAACAAGAGCGAUUUGAGACAUCUACGGGCUGUGCCUACAGAGGAAGCUAAGCAGUUUGCGAGCGAAAACAAUCUUUCAUUCAUUGAAACUUCAGCACUUGAUGCCAGUAACGUCGAGCUUGCUUUCCAGAACAUCCUUACAGAAAUCUAUAGAAUCGUCUCAGCAAAGACUCUUGAUAAUGGGGGCGACGCCGCACAAGCAAACCUAGGCGCCGGAACGAACAUCUCACUCAGCAAACCCGCGGACGAAGGCGCAGCGAAAGGUGGCAAAUGCUGCUAG
Molecule: messenger RNA, 642 nt
Organism: Glarea lozoyensis ATCC 20868
Lineage: Eukaryota; Fungi; Ascomycota; Leotiomycetes; Helotiales; Helotiaceae
Product: P-loop containing nucleoside triphosphate hydrolase
Exons: 5
Coding region: 1-642 (213 amino acids)
Biological process (GO): exocytosis
Cellular component (GO): recycling endosome
Molecular function (GO): GTPase activity; GTP binding
Source: RefSeq, a predicted model, not a curated record